This is a messenger RNA of Cladophialophora immunda, 2396 nucleotides long. RefSeq lists its product as uncharacterized. Gene Ontology annotation, molecular function: oxidoreductase activity, acting on paired donors, with incorporation or reduction of molecular oxygen; monooxygenase activity; heme binding. Lineage: Eukaryota; Fungi; Ascomycota; Eurotiomycetes; Chaetothyriales; Herpotrichiellaceae. The coding region runs from base 479 to 2116 and encodes 545 amino acids. The transcript has 5 exons. The record is from RefSeq and is a predicted model, not a curated record.
CUCCUCCUCACUCCUGCUCCUCCAUCCCCUUCUCUCCCUCCACCGCACAAACUGCGCCAACAUCAAGUGCGCCACCCAGAAGAUGGGGCCAGCACGUGCCCUACGAGCCUCUCAAGGUCACCAAGUUCCCCAAAGGCGGGAAAAAGCCCCACGUCCAGCAAGCACACAACUCGAACCAGUCCAUUCUCCUAAAACCACCAAAGCCCAACCCUCUCGCACCCAGUGGGACGCACGCCGAAUGAGGAGCUGCUCUCGCACAAAUGCCGAGAACUGAGACAAUACAUGGCGGCAUGCCGAUAUGGAUUAUGGACCAUGGACUAUCAAGGAUGUGCAUCUUCGAGAAACUCAAGCUUUCCUCGUACAAAUCCCUCCAGAGGUCGCAAUAUAACCCAGCUCCCCUCCACAGUCGCCUUGACUUCGGUUUCAACAAGAGGUGGUCUGAGCCUUCCAUACAAUUUCCCUGAGCUAUUAAUCCAUCAUGGGUGUAAUGCUUCACCUCCAACAUGCGGCCCCUAGUGCCAGCCAAAUAGCCAUUGGUCUGGCUCUUUUCGGCCUGUUGGCCCUCGUCGCCGACUAUGCCCGGAUGCUCCUUCUGCGGAGGAAGAUGCCUCCUGGUCCGUUUCCACUGCCAAUUGUAGGCAACACAUUCCAACUACCAGAUAACAAGCCGUGGAUUUACUUCGAGGCUCUCGCCAAGCAGUACAAAACUCCUGUCAUCACAUACUGGAUCGGCCGGAACCCUACAGUGUGGAUCUGCGAUGCAUGGUCGGCCUCCGAGAUGCUGGACAAGCGAGCGGGCAUCUAUUCAUCUCGACCUCGAAUGGUCGUCUUCGGGGAGCUGUCCAUGGGCCAGUCGAAUAUCGUCUCUAUGUUCUACGGUGAGCGGUGGCGCUUACACCGGAAAUUGACCCAUAUGGGUGUUGGCCUGCAGCACGUUCGCAGCUAUAGCGGCUUUCAGAACAACGAGAGCAAAGUUGUGGCGCUGGAUUUGGUCCGAGACCCCGCCGACUAUGUGAUGCAUUUCGAGCGGUAUGCCGCCUCCGUUGUGAGCAUUAUCGGGUUCAAUCGCCGCAUCAAGAGUAAGGAGGAUCCCAUCAUCACCGAAGUUAUUGCUGUCAUGCAAAGAGCCGCCGAAUUAAACGUGCCUGGAAAGACUUUUCCUAUGUUGAUGGAGACAUUCCCAUGGCUUUCUCGCUUCCCCAACUGGAUGGCACCCUGGAAGUGCGGGCUCGGGGCUGGAAAGGGACGUGGUCGCUCAUUCUACUAUGCCCUUGCUGAAGAAGCCGUGCGCAAGAGCAAUGGCGAUACAUGUUACGCCAAGAAGAUCUUCGAUGAGGCGCCCAAGUAUAAUCUGUCCACUAUGGAAAUUGCUUCGCUCAACGGGAAUCUCUUCGGCGCCGGUAGCGACACCUCAAGUUCCACUCUCAUCACGUUCGUCCUUGCCUGUUGCGCCUUUCCCGAAGUUCUGCCUAAGGCGUGGGAGGAGCUUGAUCGUGUGGUUGGCUCGUACCGAAGUCCGAACUUGGACGACGACCUGCCUUAUAUCCGUGCGUUUGUGAAGGAAGUUUUCAGAUGGCGAUCGGUCGCAAUCAUUGGAGGUCAACCACAUGCUCCGAUCCAAGAUGACUAUUACAAGGAUUGGUACAUCCCUAAGAACACCUGGGUGCAGGGUAAUGUGUGGGCGAUCCACCGCAACGAGAACGAGUUCCCAGAGCCCGACCGCUUCUGCCCCGAACGCUUCUUCGAGGAUCACCCGCUUCACCGGCCCUUCCCGAACGAGAAGGGCUACAUGACUUUCGGCUGGGGUCGGCGUGUCUGCAGCGGCCAGGGCCUGGCUGAACAGGGCACAUUCCUGACGGUGGCCAGACUGCUCUGGGGCUUCAACAUCCAGAAAGCCCUAGACAAGAACGGGAACGAAAUUCCCGUGGACAUCUUUGCAUAUACAAACGGCCUGAACAUGCGCCCCGAGCCGUUCGAAUGCCGCAUCACGCCACGCACGCCCGAGAUCAAGGAGACGAUUGAGCGCGAAGGGAAGCAGGCGCUCGAGGAGUUGGCGCAGUACGAUGGCGAGAGCCAGUAUCGCAUGAGCACGUUUUACCUUGAAGAUAAAUUGUAGAUUCUUCUCUGGGGGAUUUAGACACGAUAGGGGAGGGAGGGACGAAGGGCCCUGAAACCCCUGCUCAAUCGCCCAACUUGAGCUCUAAGCCUUUGAAGCUGGAACGGAAAGGUAGAGAGGAAGAAGUACAUAAAUAGAUGGAUGAAAUGGCUCCAAACUCGAAUGAUUGAAUGAUUGCCUGGUUUGAAAGGACUAUCUAUACGAUCCCAUGUAUAUGGUGGAAUAUCACGCGUGAGCCAUAGAGGAUUCGGCAUUGUCAAUCAACAUUCUCAACAUCAAC